AGAGAAUUUUCAAAGAAUUUCACAAUAUGUUUAAAACUCAAUUCCAAACCCAAAUACAGGUUUUUAGAACUGACAAUAGGAAGGACUACUUCAAUACAAUUCUUAGUCUUUUCUUGAAAAAACAAAUCAUUUUUCAUCAAUCCUCAUGUAUAGAACACCACAACAAAAUGGAAUCGUUGAGUGUAAGAAUAGACAUUGAUAAGAAGUGACUAGGGCUAUUAUGUUUAAGAUGGGAGUUCUUAAUACCUUUGGAGUGGGGCAAUCCUUAUGGCUUCUUACUUGAUAAAUGGAAUUCCUACUAGGAUUUUGAAAUUUCAAACCCCAUUACAGUUUUUAAAAUAUUUUCCCCAAACCAAAAUUAUUCACUAUCUCCCAUUGAAAGUCUUUGGGUGUAUAGCAUUUGUUCUUGUUCAAAGACAAAACCAUUCCAAACUUAACCCUAGGUUUGUUAAAUGUGUAUUUCUUGGUUAUUCCCCAACUCAAAAAGGAUAUAAAUGUUAUGAUCUCAUUUCUAAAAAGUAUUUUGUGAGUAUGGAUGUUACUUUCUUUGAAAACAAGCCCUACUUAUCAAAAAUUCUCUUCAAGGGGAGACAAUUAUGGGAGGAAGAUUCUUUUUGGGAAAUUUCAGGUUCAUUACCCAUGCCUAUACUAAAUUCAAAUUUAGGGGGAGAAACACUACUUGAAUCAUCCAUGCCUAUACUAAAUUCAAAUUCAGGUGAAGAAACACUACUUGGACAGCCUUGCAUCAAACUUCAUGUCUACUUAAGGAGGAAGAGAGAUCAAGGUGUGGAAAAUCAACCUCUUAUAACUCACCAAGCAUCACAUCCAAGUGUAUGUACCCUAGAAGAAAUAGGUGCUUCAUGCUUGAUAAAGCUUUUAUACAGAAUUUGACAGGAGAAUCAUGAAUUACCUAGUUGGAGCUUUCAAGCCACCAUGUAACAUUUCAAUUUCAUUUGCUGAUGGAAGGACUCGCAAACAGGUUCCAUUGAAGAAGGAAAAUGGUCAAACAGUAAAGGUUCCUCUCUUCCAAAGUCAAGAGAAUAUUGUGGGCGAGGUUGUCAUAGAACCAACACAAGGAAAGAAGGUUGAACAUACUGGUGUGAAAAUUGAGCUCCUUGGUCAGAUAGAAAUGUACUUUGACAGGGGCAACUUUUAUGAUUUCAGCUCUCUGGUGCGUGAGCUUGACGUUCCUGGUGAAUUAUAUGAAACAAAGACAUAUCCUUUUGAAUUUUCGACUGUUGAGAUGCCAUAUGAGUCAUACAAUGGAAUCAACGUAAGGCUUAGGUAUAUUUUAAAAGUGACAGUUGGUCGUAACUUUGUGAGCAAUAUAGUGGAGUACCAGGACUUUGUGGUUCACAACUACACUCCACUGCCAUCAAUUAAUAACAGCAUUAAGAUGGAAGUUGGAAUUGAGGAUUGUCUACACAUUGAAUUCGAAUACAGUAAAAGCAAGUAUCACCUGAAGGAUGUUAUCAUUGGAAAAAUUUAUUUUCUUCUUGUGAGAAUCAAGAUGAAAAACAUGGAGCUUGAGAUUAGGCGUCGAGAGUCAACAGGAUCAGGGCCUAAUACUUAUGUUGAGACUGAGACCCUCGCAAAAUUUGAAGUGAUGGACGGUGCUCCUGUCAGAGGAGAAUCAAUUCCAAUCAGGCUGUUCCUGAGUCCUUAUGAAUUGACCCCAACAUAUCGCAACAUCAACAACAAGUUCAGUGUGAAGUACUUUUUGAAUCUUGUUCUAGUGGAUGAUGAGGAUCGUCGGUAUUUCAAGCAGCAAGAAAUCACAGUAUACCGCCUUCUUGAAACCUCUUGAUUCUGCAUUCAGUUCCGAGGAGCUCAAACAUAUUCCCAUGAGAAGAAAGGAUCAGUAUGCACCUUAACUGACAACUGCAGUGGCAUACUCUGUUGGAUCCUUUCCUGUAUUCACAUGAUCUAUAAGGGAUUUAGUUCUGUUGUCCAAACCAACAGUGCUUACAUUGGCCAGCCUCCUUUUAUCAAAAGGGCAUGCUAUGUUGCAGUGCUUGUUGGACUAUCUGUUUCGUCUUUUACCUAGGGCUUGUUCAGUACUUGGAAACGGAAAUUUAAAGUGGGAUUUGAGAUUUUUUUUUUUUUCCUUUUUUCAUGACUGAGUUCUUGAAGCUUAUUCUUUUAAACAAAUUAUAUCAUACAAAUGGUCAAUUGUGAAUCGUCUUGAUGUAUGUGGAAUAUUUGACCGUCAAUUAUCAAAUGUUAUGACGUUCAUUUUCUGCAGUA
Messenger RNA from Vitis vinifera (wine grape), 2247 nucleotides. RefSeq names its product vacuolar protein sorting-associated protein 26B. Gene Ontology annotation, biological process: retrograde transport, endosome to Golgi; intracellular protein transport. The record is from RefSeq and is a predicted model, not a curated record. Bases 902 to 1807 code for a protein of 301 amino acids. The transcript has 12 exons. Lineage: Eukaryota; Viridiplantae; Streptophyta; Magnoliopsida; Vitales; Vitaceae. Gene Ontology annotation, cellular component: endosome; retromer complex.